This is a messenger RNA of Xyrauchen texanus (razorback sucker), 2991 nucleotides long. It is a transcript of the gene rhof, whose product is annotated as ras homolog family member F. The transcript is spliced from 5 exons. Gene Ontology annotation, molecular function: GTP binding; GTPase activity. Lineage: Eukaryota; Metazoa; Chordata; Actinopteri; Cypriniformes; Catostomidae. Bases 784 to 1413 code for a protein of 209 amino acids. The record is from RefSeq and is a predicted model, not a curated record. Gene Ontology annotation, biological process: cell migration; small GTPase-mediated signal transduction.
CUAUCUCACAUUUUAAAGAGCAGGCAUGAAUCGAAUGCUUGAUUUGAAUUUGAAAUUAAACCAAUUGCAAAUUCAAAUUAAUAUUGAAACAAGUCACGAAUGUUUUCUUUUUAUUAUAUAGUACAUACACCGAGAUAGCCUGAAGGUGCCUGUGCAUAUAGUAUGUUUCUACUAUAUGUAGGAGGAUAGUAGAUGUAUACAACUUAUUGGUAAUAUAAAUUACUCUCUUAUAUAAUCAACAGUCAGAGUCUCAAUUAUCAGCCAAUUAAAUAAUCAUAUAGAUAGAAUAGCCAUGGCAACAAAUGUUUUGUUGAUUACAUAAUCUCAAGUAUGUAUUAUUUAAAGAAGCACUCUUAAGUGUCCAUCUGCUUCACCCAAUGGAGACCAGAUAAUGUGAACGGUGUAUAUUUUCACAGAUUUUCAGGAAGUCAACUCUCAUGACAGGCUAGAGGGAGUGCCUGUGCCUUUAUUUACUCCGCCUUAUGAUGCUACAGACCAUGUGUAACAGGGACAGGAAAGGCACAUGUUCAACAGGCUUACUUACAGCAACACGCUCUGAUCAGAGGUAUAUUUGAAAACAUAGUCACAUGGUUUGAAAGGAAAAAAAAAAUGAAUGUAAGUGAGAGGAGGAAAUGAGAACAGUACGGCAGCAUACUUACCUGGCACAACUUUACUUUCACAUUAUGCUCACACGCCUCUGUCCCAUGAAUUUAACUGACACAUCUGUACACUUGGGCACCUGUUGGAGGAACUGACCUGGCCUUUGUGGCCUCACUGAAGGAGAUGACACAGAACGGUAUUGUAACCGGCAAUGGCACUCAUACUGACGCUCUCAAAAUUGUGAUCGUUGGAGAUGGGGGUUGUGGAAAGACAUCUCUGCUCAUGGUGUAUGCCAAAGGAGAUUUCCCAGAGAAAUAUGCUCCAUCUGUGUUUGAGAAAUAUGUCACCACUGUGUCUUAUGGAGGGAAAGACAUUCAGUUGAAUCUUUAUGAUACAGCAGGCCAAGAAGACUAUGAUCGCUUGAGGCCACUCUCCUAUCAAGAUGUAAACCUCGUUAUCAUCUGUUAUGAUGUGACAAAUCCAACUUCUUUCGAAAAUGUGACGAUAAAGUGGUUCCCGGAGGUCCGUCAUUUUUGCAAGGACGCGCCCAUCGUCCUCAUAGGGUGCAAGACAGACCUGCGAAAGGACAAGGAGAGAACAAGAAAACUCAAAGCCUUAGAUUUGGCCCCCAUCACCUACCUCCAGGGCGAAGAGACCCAGAAGCAAAUGAAUGCUGAAAUAUACCUGGAGUGUUCAGCUAAAUAUAGAGAAAACGUGGAGGACAUUUUCAGAGAGACAACCAAGCGGGCGUUAGCAGCAAGGUCUAAAGCUAAACAUGCCCUCAAAAAGAAGAAACGCUGUGCUAUUCUUUGAUCAGUGCUGGAAGAACUGAUGCCUAAAACUCAUUUUCUCCAUUCACUUUUUCUAUACUUGAACUACAAUAUGUUGUCUCAAAAGUAUUUUUCAUAAGCACAUGAGGAGUGUUUUCUCACAGUCUUGCCAGCAAGAUAGGCUUAGUAUUUGAUGGCAGAUAACACUCGAAUGAUCGAAACCACACCCUUCUGUGUUACUGAUAUGACUUGCUGGAAUCUUGUCUUCCACAACUGUGGAUUUAAUAAGAGACCAACAAAAAUAGAGAACAUGCUGCUGUUGUUUCAGAGAAGACCACAAAUUGUGGUCUCGUUUUAUGUAUGGUGCCCCUUUGGUUACAAUUAGUUGUUUUUUUUUAUGAUGGUUUACUGUUUUAACAUGGAACUAAUAUAAUUUAAAUCAUGUAAUUUUGUAACUCCACUUAUUAUCCAUUGGGCUAUAUUGUCUUUUUUAAAAACUGAGGUAGAAGAGAGCUUUACUGAGAAUGUGCGGCAUAAUUCAUCUCUCAGUUUUAAAUGUAAAAAAAAAAAAUGCUGAGUUACAAUAUUGUGACAUUCAUGGGCUUCCAAAUCUCUUUGAUUGUCAAUGUUUUCAUAUGUAUAUAUUUAGAAAUAUCACAUUAACUUUAGACCAUAACCAUCUUGCCACUGUAACUAGAAUUUUUAUUUUAUUUUUAGUGCUCACAUGUUCGAAUCUCAUCCAGGGGCCAGAAAGUGUUGAUUAGAUAUCAUAUUUAAUGCAAACAAUUGGUGUUUUCCUCCAUCUGCUUAGAUUGUACAAAUAUGAAAUCAUAUUUUUAAGUUCUAGAUUGUGUGUAUUAUAUAUUGUAUUUAAAAAAAAAUUGUGAAACAGGUUUGAUUCACUGCUACAACUCAAGUCAUUAUUGCCAUAUUUUUUUGUGUAGGCCUAUUUUCAGCCUGAACCAUAAACAAAAAACAAACUGCAGCCAUGUGCUGGUUUCAAAUUGGCACAAGCAGACAAAUGAUAGUGAAGUGAAGUUUGAGUCUUUGAUUUCCCUGCAAAACAAACUUGGUUAGAAUACAACAAAGAUCUCAUUGUGGUUUAUACAACAACUCCAGCUAACAGCAGGAUGUGACCGUGGUAAUAGAAGCCUUCAUACACUGUUGCUCGACACAAUGAGAGACUUAAAUGUUUCUUCAGCUUUGAAUUAUUUAAUGUUCAUGUUAAUUUUUAUGUGGUUAGCAUUUUUAUGAGGCACAUAUAUUCAUUUAACAAUUUUCUAGCUUGUUAGUUAUAAAUAUUCAAGCAAUUUCAAGUCAUUUUUAUUUUAUUUUAUGUAUAUUACUAUAGCAAUAAUGCCAGUGGCUUGACUUGUAUCUUCCGGGCCCCUUCCUUGGGGGGACCUUUGUCGUUUUUCAUCACCCAUUGGCCCACAGUCAUUUUUAUGGUUACUUUUGGUUGACCGUUGCUGGCCCCUCUCACCCCAUGCCCUAGGGCGGCUGCCUACCCUGCCCUCCCUCUAGUUAUGCCUUGAACAAAGUUUUUUUUUCUCAUUAAAAACAUUUAUUCCUAAAGAAAUGUAUAGCACUUUUGAAACAUAUUUAUAAAAUAAAGAAAACU